AUGGUCCUCAAGAAUAAUUUUCAUCUAAGACAAAUAAUUUUUUUUUCGACAACACCAUUAAAACACAACGAGAAUGUCCCGCAAACUCAGAACAGUACGCUGAAGAUAAUAAACUUUGCUAAACAGAUAAAUGCCCGGGGGUUACCUGUUCUCCUUGCUCUCGUAAACAAAGCGUAUUUGCCGUUCGUAUACAGCUGGUUAUGCAACACCAUGUACAUGGGCAUUCAUAGGCAGGUGUUAUUCAUCACAACAGACAGCUACUCUGAGAAAAAGAUAACGAAAGACUGGCCAGAUGUUGGAGCUUUUACUGUACUUGAUCUGGAUGAACUGAGUGGAGCACAGGAGUAUAGCAAAGUGGGUUAUGUACGCUUGGUGGUAAGACGGACAGAAAUAACACUGACACUGUUAAAAGAACGCAUCAAGUUGCUUCUCUUUGAGGUGGAUUGCCUUUGGUUUGCCAAUCCACUUUCACUGUGCGAGAAAGAGGCGAAGGGGUAUGACAUCGUUGCAGCGUCGGUAUCAAAUAGACCGGGAAUGGUGGGAUUCGGUUUUCUGUACAUGCUUCCAACAAACACAAUGAUAGCGUUCUGGGAGUUGCACACACACAGCGGCUGCAGAAGUAGAACCCUGGCGGGUAGUGAGGCUGACCAACCCUACUUGAACCGGCUGAUCAAAGCUAAGUAUGCCGGUAUUAAGGUCAAUAUGUUGCCUUUAAACCUGCUUGCGGAUGGCUGGUGGUACAAUCUGUCGGAUAAGGAAAAGAAAAACAUUAAACCAUUAAUCGUCAACAACAACUGGGUAGUUGGGAAUAAGGGAAAGAUCCAGAGGGCCAAAAGGUUUGGACAUUGGUUUUGGAUAGAGGAAAGUGGAAAGUGUGAUACGAAACUGGUAAAUAAAACUGUAUACUAAGACGAAUACAAUUAAUUUUACAUUCAAUAUACUGUCAAUUUUUUUAAAACGAUCGGUAUAUCCACUGUAUUAUUCCGGGCCUAAUUAUGAGCGUGCAUGGUGAAUGAAACAUAUAACAUUUAAAAUAAUAAUUAAAAAUCUACGAAAUGUCGCAAUGUGUGGUAACAACAACAAAAACAACAAAGACAACAAGAUUUAGUGGAAGGACAAAAUAAAAAUAAUCAGUUCAUGUACUCAGUAUCAAAUUGUGAUUCCACCCACGCCCACAGCCGUUGUCACAACUUACUAUCAAAUAUCCAACAUUCCAAAACCAUUAAAUGUACGGAUUUUGUUUUACAAUAAAGGGACCAAAUCAUGAUUCAGUAUGUUAUGCUAUCCUACAAUUAAA
Messenger RNA from Gigantopelta aegis, 1297 nucleotides. Its product is annotated as UDP-D-xylose:L-fucose alpha-1,3-D-xylosyltransferase 3-like. The record is from RefSeq and is a predicted model, not a curated record. The coding region runs from base 1 to 909 and encodes 302 amino acids. Gene Ontology annotation, molecular function: glycosyltransferase activity. The transcript has 3 exons. NCBI's taxonomy places the organism in Eukaryota, Metazoa, Mollusca, Gastropoda, Neomphalida, Peltospiridae. Gene Ontology annotation, cellular component: Golgi apparatus.